Messenger RNA from Scatophagus argus, 3179 nucleotides. It is a transcript of the gene lipea, whose product is annotated as lipase, hormone-sensitive a. Gene Ontology annotation, biological process: cholesterol metabolic process; triglyceride catabolic process. Lineage: Eukaryota; Metazoa; Chordata; Actinopteri; Scatophagidae. Gene Ontology annotation, molecular function: sterol ester esterase activity; triacylglycerol lipase activity. The transcript has 11 exons. Gene Ontology annotation, cellular component: cytosol. The record is from RefSeq and is a predicted model, not a curated record. The coding region runs from base 437 to 2530 and encodes 697 amino acids.
GAAGCCAAUUUUGAAACACCUCGAAGUCGCAUAUAUGUGCGCAUAUCUGUCGCGUCUUGGCACAUGGUUAGCGUUUAGUCGCGGCGCGGGGUGUUAGCGACCAAUCUGAAACGAUGUCACCGCGCGUUGUUUUGGCGUUUGUACGUGGCUCGUGAACAGAGAGCAACAGGGUGGUCGACAGUUAAACUUGGUGCUGCGGGCGAAGUUGACAACCGGCGGCCAACUCGGCAGCGGUGUUUGUGUGAAGGUAUGUGCGCAAGCUAGCGGAACAAAGCAAAGAGAAGAGGCGUUUUAACGUAAGGCGCGAGACGGUGAUGUCUGUGCGGUGGACUGGUGUGACUGUUGGACAGGGGCAGCCUGUUGACAGGCUCACGUCAUACAUCAGCUGGUCGCGUUCAGGGCUGCUGGACGUCAGCCCGUUUUGUUUUGCCUCAGUAUGGAUUGUGAGGUUGUGUUUGCAGCCUUGGAGAAAGUAUGUGAAGACAACAUUUCUGUUAUGUGUGGCCCUUCUGAUUUGCCAUACGGUGAGGUUGCCCAGCGUCUGGUCACGUGUAUGAGACAGAUCCAGGAGCACGGCCGAGCUCUGGAGCCCGUGGUCUGCGGCUUCACCGCCCUCUUCCACCAUUAUGACUUCGAUGCACAAACGCCGGGUAAUGGCUACCGCACCCUGGUCAAGGUCUUGCAGUCUUGCCUUUUGCACAUCAUUCACAAAGGCCGGUACAUUGCCUCGAAUUACACUAAUGCCUUCUUCAGGGCCGACCACAACACCUCUGAGAUGGAGGCGUACUGCAGCGCCCUGUGUCAGCUCCGUGCCCUGCUCCACCUCGCCCAGCGGCUGAUGAACGACAACGAGUGCGGCCAGCUGUACUCCCAGCAGGACAGGGAGCUGAGCCAAAAGUUCGUGCAGGAGUACAGCUCCAUGCACAAAGCCUGCUUCUAUGGCCGCUGUCUGGGCUUUCAGUUCUCUCCAACUCUACGCCCCUUCCUCCAGACUGUUGUCAUUAGCAUGGUUUCAUACGGAGAGGUUUAUGGUAAACAGCAGUCUGGCUUGGGCAUGGCAGCCCUCUCGCUCCUCACAUCGGGGAAGUACGUCAUCGACCCGGAGUUGAGGGGUGCCGAGUUUGAACGCAUCACCCAGAACCUGGACAUGCAGUUCUGGAAGUCCUUCUGGAACCUCACGGAGUCCGGCCUUAUAACAGGCUUCAGCAGAAUCGCCUCUAACCCAGUGCAGGUGAACUUCACCCUGACUUUGCCUCCUGUUGCCCUGCGCCUCCCGCUGGCCUCAGAUCCCAGUCUGACAGCCACAGUCUCACCUCCGAUAGCCCACUGGGGCCCUGGGCCAGUCCACAUCCGUCUGAUCUCCCAUGAGCUGCGAGAAGGACAGGACAGUGAAGAGCUGUUGACUUUUUCUCGAACCAACCCGCCCCCACUCUCCAUGUCCCAUCUCCCCUGGGUGCAGAAGCAGCCCCGCUCCCCCUCGCUGCUCAUCCACUUCCAUGGAGGAGGCUUCGUGGCUCAGACUUCCAGAUCCCAUGAGAAUUAUCUUCGGAGCUGGUCGAAGGAGCUGAACGUACCCAUCCUCUCUGUGGACUACUCACUGUCACCUGAAGCGCCCUUUCCCCGAGCUCUGGAGGAAUGUUUCUACGCCUACUGCUGGGCUCUGAACAACUGUCACCUGCUGGGCUCCACAGCAGAGCGGGUUUGUCUGGCAGGUGACAGCGCUGGAGGAAACCUCUGCAUCACUGUGUCCAUGAAGGCCAUGUCCAGCGGCGUCCGCGUCCCCGACGGCAUCGUUGCCGCCUACCCCGCCACCUUGCUCACCACUGAUGCCUCGCCCUCCCGCCUGCUGACGCUCAUCGACCCGCUGUUGCCCCUGGGUGUUCUCACAAAGUGCAUCAACGCCUAUGCAGGUGUAGACUGUCAGACGGUGCAGCCUGCUGUGGGAAGCGGCAGUCUGAGCUCUCUGGGCAGAGACACAGCUGUGCUGCUUAGCGAUCUCACUCAGGGAGCCUCCAACUGGAUCCAGUCCUUUCUGGACCCCAUGCGGACUUCAGGUGGAUCACGAUCACUGUCACCAGCACUGGGGAGGUUCCAGAGCAGCGAGCGUCGCAGGACUUCCGCUCACACCUCCGGUCAAGUGGAUUACCCGAACGGCUUUGAGCCCCUGCGCUCCGAGUGCCCGGCCUUUGUUCGCCCGACGUCCUGCCCCGUCAUCAGGAACCCGUUUGUGUCGCCCCUGCUGGCUCCUAACAACCUGCUGAGGGGCCUGCCACCUGUACACAUAGUGGCGUCUGCUCUGGAUGCCUUGCUGGAUGAUUCUGUGAUGUUUGCCAAGAAGCUGCGAGACAUGGGCCAGCCCGUGAGUCUGACGGUGGUGGAGGACCUGCCCCAUGGCUUCCUCAGCCUGUUGCAGCUCAGCAAGGAGACGGAGGGCGCUUCAGAAAUCUGCGUGGAGCAAAUGAGGAAGGUUUUUCAGCAAGAUAACCCGACUCCUGCUUUUCGCAAACGGCCAAAGCUGGAAGAGACUUAACAGAGUAGCGAUCCAUCCAGCUGAUCAAGCUCUCAUCAUUGGGACUUUGAUAAGAGAGCUGACAUUUUCCGGUGAGAGAGAUGCAAUAAAUUUAAAGGAAAUGAGGGAUAAUUAUGAAGAGAUAUGAAAACUAGAGGAAAUUUACUGCGUAACAUUUUCUGUAGGCAAUGAUAGACAAAAGAGCCACUAAAAAGUUUUCUGUACGACCCUAAGUGAUGACAGAAAUGGAAAUAACUAUUUUUCUCUCGUUUUCAAGAUCAAUUGCACAUUGAGAGUAUAAGAGAUUAUUAACCGAUAUGUGGAAGCGUUUGUGCCUUGAAUUUGAAAUGCUGCUGUAUUUGAACAGAAUAUUGAGCAAUGCUUUGCCUUUGUUACCAAACUGACCAGAGUUAAAGGUUUACUUGUACAGGAAACACAUUCCAGAUGCACUCUAUUGUUAUUAAAUAUUAUAUUAUGGUAGGAUUUAAUGUGUAACCUGAUUUUGCAGUUUGUCACAUGUUUACAUCAUACUGACAAGGAGGCCUUUACUUUGUAUCUACCAGCAGUAUAUGGAUGUGGAAGUAACUUAUAACUCUGUAAAUUAAGUAUUUCUUAAUAUUUAACACUACAUUGUAUUUACAGUCUGAAUUAAAUCAAAACUGCAAAGAUU